AAAAUGACAAGGUGAAAACAUAACCUCACUUUUCAGGUUGCGGAAUUAUAGUAAAAAUAUGUUUAAAAAUCUAUUAAACAGGCUGAGCCCGCAAUCUUUAUCAUGCGGGAUCCAUACUACCACCUGCCUGAACGAGGUGCAGUUACUCACACGACUUCGAGUAGUGGAUAAUUCAGAAAUUGGCAAGCGAGCUAUGGCUGAAGGCAAACCACCCAAAGUUAUUUGUGUUUACAACAAAAAACGCGUCGGCUACAUCGGUGACAGAGUAAUGGUGGCAAUCAAGGGGCAGAAGAAGAAAGGCAUCCUGGUGGGCUUGAAGCAGGUGCAGCAUGUGAAGGUGCCGCGUUUCGACAGCAACAACGUGGUGCUGAUCGACGACAACGGCACGCCGCUGGGCACGCGCAUCCACGUGCCCAUCCCCACCAUCCUGCGCACCAUCCUCAAGGAGCGGACACAUGCCAAGGGAGCAGACUACACCAAACUUCUUGCAAUAGCCACCAGAUUUGUUUAGCCAUUAGUUGUAGAUAUUUUUAAUAAUUAUUAAUAUUUGUAAAUAGGUAGAUAUUCAAUUGUUUUGUUUAUCACGGUUCGGCUGUGGCUGUUGCUGCUGUGUGGACUGGGACUGAAGCAUGCUGCUUCAACCCCAAAUAUUUGUGCACUACACUUUUACGUUAGGGAAUAUAGUUCUGUGCCUUGAUACCUACUUGUGUACUUUUCUUGUUUUUAAUAUCUGAGAUACCUACACCAUGAGAUCAGAAAUCAUAAAAUUAAAGAGUUUAUACAGCUAAUCAAACAAACAAGGUAUCCAGUUACUCUUAUUAUAAUUUGCAAAAUAUUGUAAUAAGUAUGUAGGCUGAUCUAGAAGAUGUAAAAUAGUUGAAAAGAAUUGAAAAAUGUAUAAACCCAACAGGUGUGGAAUAGUGAUUAGAAAUAAAACAACAAAUUGAAAUUGAAAA
This is a messenger RNA of Pectinophora gossypiella (pink bollworm), 956 nucleotides long. RefSeq names its product 39S ribosomal protein L14, mitochondrial (gene mRpL14). The record is from RefSeq and is a predicted model, not a curated record. The coding region runs from base 59 to 511 and encodes 150 amino acids. NCBI's taxonomy places the organism in Eukaryota, Metazoa, Arthropoda, Insecta, Lepidoptera, Gelechiidae. Gene Ontology annotation, cellular component: mitochondrion; ribosome. Gene Ontology annotation, biological process: translation. Gene Ontology annotation, molecular function: structural constituent of ribosome. The transcript is spliced from 2 exons.